Messenger RNA from Neohortaea acidophila, 1212 nucleotides. RefSeq lists its product as uncharacterized. The coding region runs from base 1 to 1212 and encodes 403 amino acids. NCBI's taxonomy places the organism in Eukaryota, Fungi, Ascomycota, Dothideomycetes, Mycosphaerellales, Teratosphaeriaceae. The transcript has 3 exons. The record is from RefSeq and is a predicted model, not a curated record. Gene Ontology annotation, molecular function: protein binding.
AUGAAGAUCAACAGUGUUUUGGCCAUCCUCCCGGCCUUGGCCGCUGCUAUCCCGUCCUCGACCAAGGGAUGGAGUGCACACUCCAGCCCCAAAGCCGCCUACUUCCUGCGCGUUGACCCCGCAGGCAGUAGCGUUGUUGCCGUCGAAGUGGGCUCAAAUGGAAUGCUCACCGACACCACCGCUUCCUUCAGCACCGGUGGAGUGGGGCUGCAGACGCAGAAUUAUACCAACGGAUUGAAGCCGACUGCCAUUGACCCACUGCAAUCCCAGAACGCCGUGACGAUCGGGGAUCGGUUUCUUUUCACUGUCAACUCCGGUUCUGACACCUUGGUGAUGUUCAAGAUUGACCACAAAGAUCCUCUGAAGCUGAAGAUGGUGGGCAAGCCAGUACCCACCUACGGCGAAUUCCCCGUGUCGGUCGCGUAUUCCACGAAACAUAAGAAAGCUUGUGUGCUUAACGGUGGUGCCACGAACGGCGUGUCCUGCUAUUCCGUCUCACACAAACACGGCCUUGUCCCAGACGGCGUUGGCCUUCGCAGCUUCGGCUACAAUGCCACCACACCGGGCCAACUGGGCGGUUACAGCGGCUCAGGCUCCGACAUUCAAUUCGCCACCAAUUCCUCCAAGCUUGUGUCCACGUUCAAGGGAGCGGGGACCACCGGCCUCGGCCACAUCGACGUCUUCGACGUUGAUUCCAAUGGCGACAUCUCCAAGAACUACACAGACAACCAAAUCGCGCCGCUGGGUGGCGUCUUCGGCUUCUCUUGGAGCGGCUCUGAACCCGGCCACAUGUUCGUUUCGGAUGUCGCCUUUGCUGGCUCGCUGCUGUCCUUGGACUUCACCACCAACAAAUUCACCGAAAUCGCAACAUCCAACUCGUCGAAGUUCGCGGCGAGCUGCUGGACCGUCUGGUCUCCGACCACGGACCUCUACUACAACAUCAACGCUGGAUCCCCCUACAUCGGCGAGAUCGAUGCGGCCGGGAAGCUCGAGAACAUCAUUGAAUUCAAUUCCACUCUGGCAGGCGCCACGGACACUGCUGUAUAUGGCGCCACGGCAUACAUGUUGACUUUCCUCAAUGUGAUUAAUGUGAUGGAUCUCCAGAGCGGGAAGGCGCUUCAGAUGUAUGACUAUGGCACUGAGGAGGAUCGGCCAUACUGGACUGGUAUGGCGCUGUACCCUGCGAGUCCGCUGCUUGUCGGUGGCGUGUGA